This is a messenger RNA of Phragmites australis (common reed), 1677 nucleotides long. RefSeq names its product actin-1. Lineage: Eukaryota; Viridiplantae; Streptophyta; Magnoliopsida; Poales; Poaceae. The coding region runs from base 289 to 1419 and encodes 376 amino acids. The record is from RefSeq and is a predicted model, not a curated record. The transcript has 5 exons.
CCCCGAUUGGGUUUACCAGCAGGGCCGGCCAGACUCCAGCCGUCCAGCGAGAGAGACGAGUCCUUGCACGUCUCGAGCUGCGAGUACGCUCCGACGUGUCGACUGACGACGACACGUGCUCGAUUUCUCCUUCCUCUUCGAAGACGGCGGAGGCGUAUAAACCCCUGCCCGUCCGUCCGUUUCCUUUGUCUUGCUUCUCGAGGUUGCGUCCGUCACUCGCUGACUCGCCCCGAUCGAGUCCUCCAGAGGCCGGAGCGAUCGCCGUACCUCUUUGAACAGAACUGUGCGAUGGCGGACGAGGAUAUUCAGCCCAUUGUGUGUGAUAAUGGCACUGGAAUGGUCAAGGCAGGUUUUGCCGGUGAUGAUGCACCAAGGGCUGUCUUCCCUAGCAUUGUAGGCAGACCACGCCAUACCGGUGUCAUGGUUGGUAUGGGCCAGAAGGAUGCCUAUGUGGGUGAUGAAGCUCAAGCAAAGAGAGGCAUCCUGACAUUGAAAUACCCGAUUGAGCAUGGCAUCGUCAACAACUGGGAUGACAUGGAGAAGAUAUGGCAUCACACCUUCUACAAUGAGCUCCGUGCUGCACCUGAAGACCACCCUGUUCUGCUGACCGAGGCCCCUCUCAACCCCAAGGCCAAUAGGGAGAAGAUGACACAGAUCAUGUUUGAGACCUUCAAUUGCCCAGCAAUGUAUGUCGCGAUUCAGGCCGUUCUUUCUUUGUACGCUAGUGGUCGGACAACUGGUAUUGUGCUUGACUCUGGUGAUGGUGUGAGCCACACCGUUCCAAUAUAUGAAGGCUAUACUCUCCCUCAUGCUAUUCUCCGUUUGGAUCUUGCCGGCCGUGACCUCACCGACCAUCUAAUGAAGAUCCUCACAGAGAGAGGGUACUCCCUCACGACGAGUGCCGAGCGGGAAAUAGUCAGGGAUAUAAAGGAGAAGCUCGCAUACGUUGCCCUCGAUUACGAGCAGGAGCUGGAAACUGCUAGGAGCAACUCCUCUGUGGAGAAGAGCUACGAGAUGCCUGAUGGCCAGGUUAUCACCAUUGGGUCAGAAAGGUUCAGGUGCCCUGAGGUGUUGUUCCAGCCAUCUCUUGUUGGUAUGGAAUCUCCUGGCAUACAUGAAGCCACAUACAACUCCAUCAUGAAGUGCGAUGUUGAUAUCAGGAAGGAUUUGUACGGUAACAUUGUGCUCAGUGGAGGAUCCACCAUGUUUCCUGGAAUUGCUGAUCGCAUGAGCAAGGAGAUCACGGCCCUGGCUCCUAGCAGCAUGAAGGUUAAAGUGAUUGCACCACCUGAAAGGAAAUACAGUGUCUGGAUUGGUGGAUCUAUUCUCGCCUCUCUCAGCACUUUUCAGCAGAUGUGGAUCUCCAAGGGAGAGUAUGAUGAAUCUGGCCCCGGCAUUGUCCACAUGAAGUGCUUCUAAGUUCCCGGGGAAGUCUGACGCAUGGUUCGUCAGGACGUUAUCGGCUUGUCGAUCCGUUGCCUCGAAGCAAUACAGAAGAGGUAGAGGUCUGUGAAGAGGAAUAAUUGUAGUAGUACCCCAAGGUCGUGAAAAUGAAUUUACACAUGUACACACUUAAGUCUCUGGUGUUCCCUGCUGUACCAAACGGAUUGCACAUGUAUUUUCGGCAGCGGUGUAUGGUGUUGCCUACAUAGUUUGCCUUUAUUUGGUUCCGCUGCA